AUGACGUUUCUAGAGUAUUACUCAUUUGAUCGUGGUGGUACAUACCGUAAGAGGAGUCAGGGCAUCAGAAAGAGUUUUUCAAAAAAAUGUAAUUGUCCAUUCAAGUUGCAAGGUUAUUAUUCGGAAUAUGGUUGGAGGGUAAAUGUGAUAGAUCAUACACAUAAUCAUGACAUAGAUGAUGUGUAUGGUCAUGCGUUUGCCAGACGUUUUUCUCCAGCCGAAGAAGAAUGGGUACGGAGGCAGUAUUACUUAAAACUGAAUGCGCAAGGUAUUUUUGAUGGAUUGAGAAAGGAAUUUCCAAACAACCUGUCUCUCAUCAAAGGUGUACACAACUUACAGAAAAAAAUAAGAAACGAAGAGGCCCAGAAGAUUGGAAAUACUCCAAUGCAGGUGCUUUUGUCAGUGCUACAACAAUUCCAUUACACUUACGAGUAUACAAUGAACGUAUAUUCAAACCGGAUGGAAAAUCUGUUUUUUAUGUACCCAAAAUCAUUUGAGAUUUGGCGUGCAUUCCAUAACGUGUUGUUCAUAGACUCCACCUACAAAACUAGCAAAUAUGGAAUGCCAUUUGUUGAGAUUGUAGGCGUCACUUCAACGGGCAAGACAUUUCUUAUAGCUUGUGAGUUUAUAGUAAACGAACAGGAGGCCAACUAUGUUUGGGUGUUACAGACUUUAAAACGGACACUUGGUGAAGGUUGGCCCGUGAGUCUUAUAAUUACUGAUAGGGAGCUAGCACUGAUGAAUGCAUGUCGGAAUGUGGUGUCGAAUGCUGCGCGACAACUCUGUAGAGUUCACAUAAGGAGGAAUAUAAUAAAACAUUGUGAGCCGGUAUUUAAGAAUAAGGGGACUCUUUAUUCUUUUCUUCAUCGGUGGAAAGUACUUAUUGAAUCUUACACGAUUGAGGAUUACAUCACUAGAGACGAAGCACUUCAAGAGUAUUUGAAAAGUUAUCCAGGUGUUUAUCGUUAUGUAAGCUUAAGUUGGUUGUCGCAAUAUAAGGAAUUUUUUGUGUCUUGUUGGGUGGAUCUACACCUCAACUUUGGCCAAUACAAUACGAAUAGAGUCAAGUCGGAGCAUGCGCUGUUAAAGAGUCACUUGGAUGGCAAAAUAGCGCGCCCACAUAGGCUUGUUGAGUGCAUUACUCGUAUCGUAGAUAGUCAACAUAUAGCAAUCAGAGAAACCUUUUCAAAAAGCAAGAUUAAACACAACACAGAUUACGAUUUACCAUGUUUCAAGAGACUACAUGGGUUCGUUUCCCAUAAUGCUUUGGAAAUCAUGCUACAAGAGAUUAAACGUAUCAAAGACGAUGAUAUAGCGGGGGACUCAUCUCAUUGUGGUUGUAAGUUAUUUACCAGUUGUGGGCUACCAUGUGCUUGCGGACUUGUAUUCUAUGUCCACCAUGGUUAG
Erigeron canadensis is the source of this 1407-nucleotide messenger RNA. RefSeq names its product protein FAR1-RELATED SEQUENCE 5-like. The transcript has 3 exons. Bases 1 to 1407 code for a protein of 468 amino acids. NCBI's taxonomy places the organism in Eukaryota, Viridiplantae, Streptophyta, Magnoliopsida, Asterales, Asteraceae. Gene Ontology annotation, biological process: regulation of DNA-templated transcription. The record is from RefSeq and is a predicted model, not a curated record.